Linum trigynum is the source of this 2432-nucleotide messenger RNA. Lineage: Eukaryota; Viridiplantae; Streptophyta; Magnoliopsida; Malpighiales; Linaceae. The record is from the annotation of a GenBank genome assembly.
CCCUCUUUCCUGCUCUCUCCUUUUUUAUCAUCUCCACUUUUAAGGCUUAAGCCCAUUCCUUUCCUUUCCUUCCUAUAACCACCGAUCCGAACCUUCUCUUUCCUUCCCCCCUCUCUCUCCUUUCCCUUCUUCCUGCGUUUCGGAUUUCCAGAAUCUAUAUCUGAUCCCGGCGAGCUCGACGUCGAAGGGAGGCGCCCGCCGAGAGAUUUGCAGGGAGGAGAAGGAGUGUCCUGUAAUCUAGGGCUCAUUAAUUUAUUCGGUCGUUCCUUUUCCCGGUGAAAGCCCGUCCGUCGCUGUUUCAAAUUCUUACUCCCCUCCGGCAGCGCUCCUUUUUUUGUUUUGUUUAACCUGUCGAGGGGGAGUUUUUUGGCCUGUAUUCGAAUUCAAUUUAAAUGGCAACCAGUUUUGACCGAUGGGAGAAGGAUCCAUUCUUCCCUGCCGCUGAGGAAGUUCAGGAGUCCGCCGACAGGUAUACCCGCUUCCUGAUUCAUUUCGGUUAAUAAUUUACCUUCCUUUGGUGCUAGUUUAGCUGCUUUCUACCGUGGGCGGAUGAUUUUUUAUUUCUCCGGCGAGAUUUGGGGGUUGUUGAAACAAGUUCAUUUUAUUUUCUUCGAUUUGUCAGAAGAGAUGAUGUUCCUGCGUUAGGUAGAGAAUUCUGCAUAAGGGUUCGGGCGGGUUUGGCCCAGCAGUGUGAAAAUGAUGGUCGAUUACUCCCCAGGAAUAUUUUUGUGAUGGGGAUAGCUAAGGUCAAUUGCACAUUUGAGCUUUUGACUGUACGAUUGUCUGAGUUUUGGUUCUGUUUUUUGUUUGUUCUUGUUUGGGAAAAAAGGAUGGAAUCGACCUACAGAACAUGGCUUCAUGCCAAGAAAGACAGUUCUACUAUGUGGGACGCAGAGGAACUCCGCCGGGAUUUACAGACAACCCUAGGCACCACCAAAUGGCAGCUGGAGGAGUUUGCUAAGGCUGUGAAAUCGAGUUAUGUUAAUAGCUCCACUGAUGGUGCUAGAGAAAGACAUAGUCAAUUCAUUAUUGCGAUUGAGGACCAAAUUUCUAGAGUAGAAACGUCACUGAAGGAAUCCGCCAAUUCAGUAGGGGAUGCGCCAUUAGCUUGGGUGAGCUUGGAUGAAGGUGAGCGAAAUGAACUUGCUGCAUUUCUCUCAGGGCCACUUCCAAUAAGUGGAGAAAACAGCUCUAUGAAAAGUGAUAGGAGCGGUAAGUCUGUGGAAGAAGCAGUUCCUGAUGAUUGUUCAAAAGAGGCUAGUCAUUCGGUUGAGUGUGCUUAUCCAGAGACCAAAGAAGAGAUGUCUUAUGGGCACAGAAGGUCAGUUAGUGCAGGCGCUGAUAUGGGUGCUUGGAAGAUUCCGAUUGGUGUAGAUGGUGUCCAACAGGAUUCGUUUCGGGCAGAGUCUCAACAACCUCCAAGAAAGAUACCUAGUCUAUCAGUGAUUGUUAGUUCCUUUGAAUCUAUGCCCAAACUAAAAUGGCCAAAGAAUGGUGUUAGGAAGUGGAAGGCAAUGGAUCGUUAUGAAGAAUCUGAUUCUAUUCCUUUGCAUUCUUCACAUUUAACUAGGGGUAUUAAUUCAUGCUACGAGAAAAGCAAGAGCUGCCUGGAUGGCUGUGAUGAAUAUUACGAUAAGCCGCUUUAUGGCUGGUAUGGUGCAUUACAGAGGCAACUUCAAAGAUCUCAAUAUCAGAUGCAAUAUGGUCGACCCAUUCAAUCAGUUUUGUGGCUUUUCAUUCUCUUCUGCUUUAUUGGUUUGAUUGCAUUCUGUACACUAUAAGACCCUUAACAACAUUCUACAACAGAUGGGUGAAGAACUGGAAAAUGAGGGGGGUGUAACAGAAGGGGAGGAUUCUGAUGUGAAGACGACGGAGUCGACGGCGUCGGAUUAGAGAGGUGACUAGUUGCAGUUAUUAGCUGUAGGGUUAUCUAUCUAUCUGUGACUUGUUUGUAUCCAUGUAUGAAUAUGUCGUGUCAGACAAUCCCCAGCCUGCCAAAUUUGAUGAGGAGCUGUCGGUCUUUGUAUUGUUGUAUAAAGAAGAAACACAGGCCAGGAAAUGCAGUGGAGAAGGUUUGACUAUUUUGGCAAAGGAGAUUAUAUACUUGAAAAGUUAUAACCACCAGUUGGUGUGUGUGUUGUGUAGAUAAGCAUAUCUUUCUGUUUCUGGGUGGUUGGCUGCUAAGAAUGAGUUGAUGAGUUGGGCGACCAAAGCCAGAUAUGGUCUUAAUGUAAUGACUAAUGACCAAUAGUGGUAGCCGUUUGGCUGGUUGGGUGGUACAGCUGCUAUGCAAGAAGCAAGCUAAACGAACAUGUAUUCAUGAGUGAAUAUGGAGGGGUUGGAGAAAGGAUAUGGGACCACUAGUUGCUAUGCAAUUAACUUUGCUUACAAAUGGCUCGAUGCUUGGUUCAGAAUAAGUUGGACUCAGUAAU